This is a messenger RNA of Tupaia belangeri chinensis (Chinese tree shrew), 6986 nucleotides long. It is a transcript of the gene RC3H1, whose product is annotated as ring finger and CCCH-type domains 1. The transcript is spliced from 20 exons. Gene Ontology annotation, biological process: ubiquitin-dependent protein catabolic process; nuclear-transcribed mRNA catabolic process, deadenylation-dependent decay; protein polyubiquitination. NCBI's taxonomy places the organism in Eukaryota, Metazoa, Chordata, Mammalia, Scandentia, Tupaiidae. Bases 145 to 3546 code for a protein of 1133 amino acids. The record is from RefSeq and is a predicted model, not a curated record. Gene Ontology annotation, cellular component: cytoplasmic stress granule. Gene Ontology annotation, molecular function: double-stranded RNA binding; RNA stem-loop binding; ubiquitin protein ligase activity.
AUUUCACACUAUGUGCUGACUGUAUCUACAGAAGAUAUUAAAAAAAAAAAAGAUAAACUUUUUCAAAGAUUUUGAUUCCAGUGGAAUCUUUGCUUUAGAUUUUUUUGUGUGUAUGUGUGUUAGUGAAUUGUAACUCCAGAAGCAAUGCCUGUACAAGCUCCACAAUGGACGGAUUUCCUCUCCUGCCCAAUUUGCACUCAGACUUUCGACGAAACGAUUCGAAAGCCCAUCAGUUUGGGCUGUGGCCAUACUGUCUGCAAGAUGUGCCUGAAUAAACUCCACCGCAAGGCUUGCCCAUUCGACCAGACCACUAUCAAUACAGACAUUGAGCUCCUCCCCGUGAACUCAGCAUUGCUGCAGCUAGUGGGUGCUCAGGUCCCUGAGCAGCAGCCCAUUACUUUGUGUAGUGGGGUUGAAGAUACAAAGCAUUAUGAGGAAGCUAAGAAAUGUGUAGAAGAAUUAGCAUUGUACCUGAAACCACUCAGCAGUGCUAGAGGAGUGGGUCUGAAUAGCACUACUCAGAGUGUCCUGAGCCGCCCAAUGCAGAGGAAGCUUGUGACUCUGGUCCACUGCCAACUAGUGGAAGAAGAAGGCAGGAUUCGUGCCAUGAGGGCAGCUCGAUCUUUAGGUGAACGAACAGUUACAGAGCUCAUUCUCCAGCACCAGAAUCCUCAGCAACUCUCUUCUAAUCUUUGGGCAGCAGUUAGGGCCAGGGGCUGCCAGUUCCUUGGUCCAGCAAUGCAGGAAGAAGCUCUAAAGCUGGUUCUGCUAGCCUUAGAAGAUGGUUCUGCUUUGUCAAGAAAAGUAUUGGUUCUCUUUGUGGUGCAAAGAUUGGAGCCACGAUUUCCUCAAGCUUCUAAAACUAGCAUCGGACAUGUAGUUCAGCUCCUUUAUAGAGCCUCCUGCUUCAAGGUCACCAAACGUGAUGAAGACUCUUCCUUGAUGCAACUGAAAGAAGAAUUUAGAACCUAUGAAGCUCUGCGGCGAGAACAUGACUCCCAGAUAGUGCAGAUUGCUAUGGAAGCAGGCUUACGAAUUGCACCAGACCAGUGGUCAUCUUUGCUUUAUGGAGACCAGUCCCACAAAUCUCAUAUGCAGUCCAUUAUUGACAAGUUGCAGACCCCAGCCUCCUUUGCACAGAGUGUUCAGGAACUAACAAUUGCUCUCCAGCGGACUGGAGACCCAGCAAAUUUGAACCGACUAAGACCCCAUCUGGAGCUGUUAGCAAACAUUGACCCUAGUCCAGAUGCUCCUCCUCCUACUUGGGAACAGCUAGAAAAUGGACUGGUUGCUGUACGUACAGUAGUACAUGGGCUGGUUGAUUAUAUCCAGAAUCACAGCAAAAAAGGAGCAGAUCAGCAGCAGCCUCCACAGCAUAGCAAAUAUAAAACAUACAUGUGUCGAGACAUGAAGCAGAGAGGCGGAUGUCCACGUGGGGCCAGCUGUACAUUUGCACACUCCCAGGAGGAACUGGAAAAAUUUCGUAAAAUGAACAAACGCCUGGUUCCCAGAAGACCCCUGAGUGCCUCUUUGGGUCAGCUUAAUGAGGUGGGCCUGCCAUCAGCAGCUAUUCUUCCAGAUGAAGGUGCAGUGGAUCUGCCCAGCAGAAAACCCUCGGCUCUGCCAAACGGAAUUGUAUCAACAGGGAACACAGUAACACAGCUGAUUCCACGAGGGACGGACCCCGGCUAUGAUUCUAGUCUGAAAUCAGGAAAGAUGGAUCAUAUGAGCAGUAGUGCUCCUGGAUCCCCUCCUGAUCUGCUGGAAUCCGUCCCUAAGAGUAUUUCUGCCUUACCUGUGAAUCCACAUCCUGUACCACCAAGGGGGCCAGCAGAUCUGCCUCCCAUGCCUGUCACCAAACCGCUUCAGAUGGUACCACGAGGUUCUCAGUUAUAUCCAGCACAACAGGCAGAUGUUUAUUAUCCAGAUCCCCGGGGAGCUGCUCCAGCAUUUGAACCAACACCUUAUCAGCAGGGUAUGUACUAUACAACUCCACAACAAUGUGUCUCUCGCUUUGUCCGACCUCCACCAUCUGCUCCUGAACCUGGUCCUCCCUAUUUGGAUCAUUAUUCACCCUACCUCCAAGACCGUGUAGUAAGCUCUCAGUAUGGUGCACAGCCACAACAGUACCCACCUAUGUACCCACCUCACUAUGAUGGCCGCCGAGUCUACCCUGCUCAGCCUUAUGCGAGAGAGGAGAUAUUUCGAGAAAGCCCCAUACCUAUUGAGAUUCCACCUGCAGCAGUACCAUCCUAUGUACCUGAAUCCAGAGAAAGAUACCAGCAAAUGGAGGGUUAUUACCCAGUGGCUCCUCAUCCAACUCAAAUCAGACCGUCAUACCUCAGAGAGCCUCCUUAUAACCGGCUUCCUCCUCCUCCCCAGCCCCAUCCUAGUCUAGAUGAGCUACAUCGCCGACGAAAGGAAAUAAUGGCCCAACUAGAGGAAAGAAAGGUUAUCUCUCCACCUCCUUUUGCACCUUCACCAACCUUGCCUCCUACCUUUCAUCAAGAGGAAUUUUUGGAUGAAGACUUGAAGGUAGCUGGGAAAUACAAAGGAAAUGAUUAUAGCCAAUACUCUCCCUGGUCAUGUGAUACCAUCGGCUCCUACAUUGGAACCAAAGAUGCAAAACCCAAAGAUGUUGUGGCAGCAGGGAGUGUGGAAAUGAUGAAUGUGGAGAGUAAAGGAAUGAGAGACCAGAGGUUAGAUCCUCAAAGAAGAACAGCAGAAACGAGUGAUGAUGACCUUAUCCCAUUUGGAGACCGGCCAACAGUAUCUCGAUUUGGUGCCAUUUCUCGAACUUCCAAAACAAUAUAUCAAGGUGCAGGUCCAAUGCAGGCCAUGGCACCACAGGGAGCUCCCACAAAAUCUAUUAACAUUUCAGAUUAUAGUCCAUAUGGAACCCAUAGUGGCUGGGGAGGUUCUCCGUAUUCACCUCAUCAAAACAUACCUUCUCAGGGACACUUUAGUGAGAGGGAGAGAAUAUCCAUGUCUGAGGUUGCCAGUCACGGAAAGCCUCUUCCAUCUGCUGAGCGGGAACAGCUGCGACUGGAAUUGCAGCAGCUGAACCAUCAGAUUAGCCAGCAGACCCAGCUACGUGGAUUGGAGGCCGUUAGUAACAGGCUGGUGUUGCAGAGGGAGGCGAACACCCUGCCAGGCCAGACACAGCCCUCAGCCCCACCUCCCAAGUGGCCUGGAAUGAUCUCAAGUGAACAGUUAAGUUUGGAACUACACCAGGUGGAAAGGGAAAUCGGAAAGAGAACCCGGGAACUGAGUAUGGAGAACCAGUGUUCUCUGGACAUGAAAAGCAAAUUGAAUGCAAGUAAGCAAGCAGAAAAUGGACAACCAGAACCACAAAGCAAGGUUCCAGCCGAGGAUCUUACAUUGACAUUCAGCAGUGAUGUACCGAAUGGAUCAGCCUUGACACAAGAGAAUAUCAGCCUCCUGUCAAACAAGACCAGCUCCCUGAACCUGUCAGAGGAUCCUGAGGGAGGAGGGGAUAACAAUGACUCCCAGAGAUCAGGAGUUACUCCCAGUUCUGCUCCCUAAUACAUAAGGAGUCCUCCUUUUAUCUUCUGCUCCUAGUCAAUUUAUGGGGCAUGGGAGUAGGAGAAUGGAUAACUUCUAAACUUUCUCCAAGAGUGGUCCGAAAAAUCCAGGAGAAACGCCCGGAGGCAAUGUGCACAAACACCACUACUAAAAACAAGCCCUGCACAUAGUUCACAUUAAUGCAUUUUUUUAAUUUAAAGAAAAAGAAAAAGAAAAUUAGCAGUAUCUGCAAGCAAUUCAGAUUAAAUUUGUUUUUGUUCUGUGAAUGAACUUUAUUUUAAUAACUUUGGACGCCUUGGAUCCAGGGCUUUAAAAAAAAAGAAGAUAUUAUAUAUACACUCUGUUUGAUUAAUUGUAUGAUCUUAAUGAAGUAGGUUUUUCUUGUAUUUUGGUAUUAUUACAUACCCAGUGUAUAAUUCCUUACCCCCUAUCCUUUUCAACUGUCACCAUCCCAUAAGCUGAAACAGACAAAAAGCACCAGCCUUCCUGAGAAUUCUGUGGUGCUUGGGAAACAACAGAGGGAUGUUAGACUGAGUUAUUAGAAAAUGUGCAGCAAACCAACUCCAGGGCUAUUCUGUGGAAUUUUUUUCCUUUCUAAAUCAGCAGAUUCAUGGAUAGAUAUGUUUUUCUUAUGAACAAUUUUUUUUUUUAGAUUUUAUAAUUUUUAUUUAUCCUCCAAGAGAAGAUUAUCGGAUAAUUUUUAAGCGUUUCCAUUCCCAUAUGAAGGACUCUUUGUAUUUUCUUAAUAUAAUCAGAAAACAGAUUCAGUGUUUGGGUUAUUUUGAGUCUGUUUAAAUGAAGAUUACUUCGGGAAUGAACUAUAACUUACUAGCGCUGAAAAUACAUGGUUGGUGUAUUGCUUGUGUUGAGCUCAUGGUUGUAAACUUGGAGAUGUGCUUCCCAAAUUAAAUUUUCACUGAAGUCAUAGAAUGCUCAAAAUCGGGGCAGUCCACCAUGUUUUAAAACUGCAUCACUUGACUUGAACUUCAAAUGAACAGUCACAUUAUUUCAGUGGACGUUUUUGUUUUACACUCAAAAUCUAAAAGUAUAAAAUAAAGUCCCUGGGUACUAGAACUUGCAAAGAGAUGUGGCAACUAUGAUAUGCCCGAGUACUUUUUUUUUUUUUUUUAAUUUGUUUUUGCUUUUUGUUUUUUAACUGCCCGGGUCUUAAGGAUUGUUUACAAAUUGAUUAUUUGUUGCUACUCAGAAUCAUUAACAUAAGCAGGUAGUAAAUAUUACCUCAAAGUCAGUUUCAUAGACUUGACUUUCCAGUACUGAGAGAUUGCUUCACAAAAAAAGAUUGAAAACAGUAAGGAAGGAUUUUUUUAUUUUUAUUUUUUAGUUCUGCUGCACAUAUUCUGAUGCCAUGUGUCUACUUAUUUGAGAUUCCGUGAAACAUAUUUAGUGGGGAUUGUUUCAUGUAGUCCAUUCUUUCCAUCCCUCUGCCUGCCUGAUUUUUUCAAUUGCCCUUUCUGGAUUAUACUACUAAAUCAGAAAGCACUGGUUAUGUAAUAAGUUACUGCAUUGCUUUGGUUGGGUAAAAGCAAGAGUUUAUAUUUUUCUUGUUUCUUAUUUUCUUAACUCUUAACUUCUGCUGAGGUUAUAACCACCUCAGUCUAAGCUCUGUGUCCAUCAUACUGUUAACUGAAAUGAAUGGGGGGGUGUGGGGGUAACACAAUCCUGCCAUUGCCUACCAGUAGGAGAGUCCAAACAGAACACUCAUGUGAGUAGCGAUUGUUUAAUUUGCCCAGUCAAGGCACCGUGUUUAUAUACUAUUUCACAUUGAAUUUGAUUAUGCCCUACAGACCUGGCUGGUCAAGGAUUUGAUAUACACAUAUUGGCUUGGGAUUCGAGCUUUCUUUUUUAUUUAAAUAAAAAUUUAUAUAUAUAUUAUAUAUAUACAUAUAUACAUAGCUAUAUCUGUAUAUAUAUUGGGUAUGUUUUAAGGAUUUUUUCGCAUGAGCGCAGCUGUUGCGAUACAAUGACUGAUUGGGAGGUAGAAGCACUGAAUGAAGGUGAGGCAUUUUUUCAGUUGAUAUAUACAUUUCCCUUUUGUUUUUAAAUACAUUUGUGAAUUUUUUUAUUUUUUGCUUAUUUUGCUUUUUUAACUUCUAUUUAAACCUCUUGCAUUUAUAUUUUAAUUGCUUAUUGUGUAUUGGGAGAAGGAAAGAAACUUUUCUACGACUUAUAUAAUCCUGAGAUUUUUCCAUUUCUCUACAUAACCAAAAAAGGCAACAUUAUUGACCUCCAACCUUCAAUACGCAGUUUUGGGCGGGUUUUAUUUCUUCUUUGGAUAUGUCAGAUAACUCCUGCCUUUUAGAAGCACUUAGAAAUUUAGAAUGAUUCUGGUAUUGGGAGUGAAUUUAUGGGUAUUGAUUUUGUUGAAGUUUAGAAUAAAGGUAAAGUUCUAUCUUGGGUAUGUAUUGAAAUUCCUCUUAACUCAGUUUCUGUUACUGUUUUUAUUUCCUUCAAAUACACUCAUUCUUGCUUUUGCCAUUUUGAAUUUGUGAGCUAAGCAGGAGCAAGGAUUAAUUAACACUGAUUUCCUAUUUUGAACAAAACCAAAAUAGCCACUGUUUAGACUUGACUUAAAACAGUAUCUUUCUCUUUUUAUGUAUUUUCAUUUGGGGAAAAGAAAUAUCUUAAAUUGUAGUUUGAAUUCUAGCUAUAGUCCUUGAAGGCUCCACAUUCAAGAAGCAACCUGGUUUGGUAGAAGAACGGUAUACUGUCCUAGUAUGCCUAUCAUUUAUCUAGUUUAAAUGGUCAUUCCACCUUACCUAAUGAAAAUUCUUACAGCUCUUCUAGUGCUCGUCAAUGAGUUUAAGAACUGUUUGAGUCCUUAACUGUUUUUUUGUCUUUUUUUUCCCCCAUCAAAAUCUGAAAGGCAUUGAUUUUUACUGACUUUUUAAUUUUAUUUGUGCUUUUAGAAGAAGUUAGAGCAGAAACCAAUCAGGAAAUAGAGUUUUUAUGCUUUUUGCUUAUUAAAACAUUAAUUUAUUUCAAAGAGGACUUUCCUUUUCACCGAAUUGAAAAAAAAAAAAAGACUUGGACACCUCAGAUGAACAAUUCUGAAAAGGUUAAGGUAGGAAUGUUUAGCAUUGUGUUCACUAUUAUUUAGAUAACAAAACCAGGACUUCAUUACUGUGAGAUACAUAAAAGUACUUUGAGUUAACUCUUUCUUAAGAGGUCUCUGGGGGAAGGUAAAAGAACUAAAAAUAAGACAUCUAGAUUCAGUUUCCUAUCUUACAUGUAGUUCUUUUGCCUAAUUUAUAGAUGUUGUCUAAGUCCAGUAACUGCCCUAUUUACAUAAUAUACAGAGGCUGAGGUGACCAAAGAGCCAUUCUUAAUUAUUUUUCUAAGUAAAAUAAUAGUUACCACAUAGAUCUCUAGUAAUAUUAAUCAAAUGAAAAGAUACUGUUACUAAUGCCACCUGCAAAUAU